CCCCGCCACGGCGCUUCCUCCCACUCUGCCUUCUCCCGCUCACUGUGCCCCUGCCCGGACUCGCACCUCGCCUGUGCCCUUCACUCGCUCUUCCGCGUGAUUUCCCCGCCGCCUUUCUCUACCAACUGGGAAUGCUAAAACGGGACUGAUGGACGUGUCAGAACUCUGCAUCCCGGACCCCCUCGGCUACCACAACCAGCUGCUGAACAGAAUGUCCGCGGACGACCGGCACCUGGGCUCCAGCUGCGGCUCCUUCAUCAAGACGGAGCCGUCCAGCCCAUCCUCGGGCAUCGACGCCCUCAGCCACCACAGCCCCAGCGGGUCGUCCGACGCCAGCGGUGGCUUCGGUCUGGCCCUGGGCGCCCACGCCAAUGGUCUGGACUCACCGCCCAUGUUCGCGGGCGCCGCGCUGGGGGGCACCCCGUGCCGCAAGAGCUACGAGGACUGUGCCGGCGGCCUCAUGGAGGACUCGGCCAUCAAGUGCGAGUACAUGCUCAACGCCAUCCCCAAGCGCCUGUGCCUCGUGUGCGGCGACAUUGCCUCCGGCUACCACUACGGCGUGGCCUCCUGCGAGGCCUGCAAGGCCUUCUUCAAGAGGACCAUCCAAGGGAACAUCGAGUACAGCUGCCCGGCCACCAACGAGUGUGAGAUCACGAAACGGAGGCGCAAGUCCUGCCAGGCCUGCCGCUUCAUGAAAUGCCUCAAAGUGGGGAUGCUGAAGGAAGGUGUGCGCCUUGACCGAGUGCGUGGAGGCCGCCAGAAAUACAAACGACGGCUGGACUCUGAGAGCAGCCCAUACCUGAGCUUACAGAUUUCUCCGCCCGCUAAGAAGCCAUUGACCAAGAUCGUCUCCUACCUGCUGGUGGCCGAGCCGGACAAGCUGUACGCCAUGCCUCCCCCUGGCAUGCCCGAGGGCGACAUCAAGGCUCUGACCACUCUCUGUGACCUGGCAGACAGGGAGCUCGUGGUCAUCAUCGGCUGGGCCAAGCACAUCCCAGGCUUCUCGAGCCUGUCUCUUGGGGACCAGAUGAGCCUGCUGCAGAGCGCCUGGAUGGAGAUACUCAUUCUGGGCAUCGCGUAUCGCUCGCAGCCCUAUGACGACAAGUUGGUGUACGCCGAGGAUUACGUCAUGGACGAGGAGCACUCCCGCCUCGCGGGGCUGUCGGAGCUCCACCGGGCCAUCCUGCAGCUGGUGCGCAGGUACAAGAAGCUCAAGGUGGAGAAGGAGGAGUUUGUGACGCUCAAGGCCCUGGCUCUGGCCAACUCAGAUUCCAUGUACAUCGAGGAUCUGGAGGCGGUGCAGAAGCUGCAGGACCUGCUGCACGAGGCACUGCAGGACUACGAGCUGAGCCAGCGCCACGAGGAGCCCCGGCGGACGGGCAAGCUGCUGCUGACGCUGCCCCUGCUGCGACAGACGGCCGCCAAGGCCGUGCAGCACUUCUACAGCGUCAAACUGCAGGGCAAGGUGCCCAUGCACAAACUCUUCCUGGAGAUGCUGGAGGCCAAGGUCUGAUGGCCCGGCACCCAGACCGACUCCCGCCCGCGGACACACCGGCCGACGGACCACCGCGGAAUGUCCGCGGCCACCAGCCUCGCCCUUCAAGCCCUGUAUCAUGGCCAUGAGCAGCCCCAGAGGAAGGGCGCGCUCGCCUCCGGGCUGUGCACCAAGUCCCGAGUGCAGCGGGGCCGGGGAACAGGGAGGGGAGGGCAGGGUGUGGGCUCAUCUGUAACUGGCUUUUUCUUUGGUAUGUUUUUUCCUUCUCCAUGGGCAGUGCUGAGGUCUGGGCCAGGGCUGACUCCCUUGAGACUGGAGACCAUCGAGGAAGCGCUCCCUCCCUCCGAACCCCCAAGAGAUGGCAGUGCAUAGCCUAGCCCCACCCCCAUCCCCCCCCACCCUAUGCACUGGGUGGGCAGUGCUCAGCGCCCAGGACCCCACCCAAUUCAGGCUGGGUGCCACCCGGAAAUUGUCCCUUCCCAGAGGGCAGGUGCUUUCUUCCAGAGGCUCCGCCUACUCUGAGGUUCUUGGGUUCCCUCCAGAGGCCCCACACCUUCCC
Messenger RNA from Zalophus californianus (California sea lion), 2054 nucleotides. RefSeq names its product estrogen related receptor beta (gene ESRRB). Gene Ontology annotation, cellular component: nucleus. The transcript is spliced from 7 exons. Gene Ontology annotation, molecular function: sequence-specific DNA binding; nuclear steroid receptor activity; zinc ion binding. Lineage: Eukaryota; Metazoa; Chordata; Mammalia; Carnivora; Otariidae. The record is from RefSeq and is a predicted model, not a curated record. Gene Ontology annotation, biological process: regulation of DNA-templated transcription. The coding region runs from base 149 to 1513 and encodes 454 amino acids.